Molecule: messenger RNA, 186 nt
Organism: Diospyros lotus (date-plum)
Lineage: Eukaryota; Viridiplantae; Streptophyta; Magnoliopsida; Ericales; Ebenaceae
Source: the annotation of a RefSeq genome assembly
AUGCUUAAUGUCUUAAGUUUGAUCUGUAUCUGUAUUAAUUCUGCCCUUGAUUCGAGUAGUUUUUUCUUCGCUAAAUUGCCCGAGGCCUAUGCUUUUUUGAAUCCAAUUGUAGAUUUUAUGCCAGUGAUACCUCUUCUUUUUUUCCUCUUAGCCUUUGUUUGGCAAGCCGCUGUAAGUUUUCGAUGA